UAGUUGAUGGAUCAUUGGGAUGCGCGACACUUGUCACAAAUGGACCAUACUUGGCUACAAGGAAAACAGUUUACCAAACCAGACUGUUUAAAGACCAAACAUCCAGUAGAACAAGUUCAAGAAAAGAGUUUUGAAGAAGAACUGUAUACACGCCACAAGUUAGUAGCUUUGGCGUUGGGGAGUCAAGUACCGUUGAGAAUAGAUAUUGAACGCCGUAUUUUGAAACAGUUUCAUAAACUACCGGGUUUUCAAACGACUCAACCUGGACUAGACACGAUACUUGGAAGAGACGAGGAAAUAACUUUUGAAGACGUUUUGUCUCCACCAGAGGAAAGAGACGACAUUGUCGAGACAGAUUCCCUUGCCGUGUUUGAGAGAAAGCUAAAGUUGUAACCUCUCUGAAUAUGUCAAUUUUGAAAGGA
Galdieria sulphuraria is the source of this 422-nucleotide messenger RNA. Its product is annotated as proteasome maturation factor UMP1 family protein. Gene Ontology annotation, biological process: proteasome assembly. NCBI's taxonomy places the organism in Eukaryota, Rhodophyta, Bangiophyceae, Galdieriales, Galdieriaceae. Gene Ontology annotation, cellular component: nucleus; cytoplasm. Bases 7 to 393 code for a protein of 128 amino acids. The record is from RefSeq and is a predicted model, not a curated record. The transcript has 2 exons.